Pseudocercospora fijiensis CIRAD86 is the source of this 678-nucleotide messenger RNA. RefSeq lists its product as uncharacterized. The record is from RefSeq and is a predicted model, not a curated record. The transcript is spliced from 7 exons. Lineage: Eukaryota; Fungi; Ascomycota; Dothideomycetes; Mycosphaerellales; Mycosphaerellaceae. The coding region runs from base 1 to 678 and encodes 225 amino acids.
AUGCGGAAUUUCUGUAUCCGCAUAGUUCCACUGCCAAUGUGUCCCAUCCGAGUAAGGGUUUUCCCAUUUUAUUUACCCGUCUACUCACCACAUUCGGAGAACGAUGCGCCCGCCGCCGAGGCUUCCUGCAUCAAGACUGCGACACAAAUAGCUCCUCCACAAAGUUGGAGUGCGCUUACCUGUACGUCAGCAGAUGGACCUGACCGGGCGGCGCUACGAAGAAGCAACUCCCGCGUGUCGUCCGGUUACCCCGGGUCCUCAUAUCUACUGAAGAGCCGGAUCAAGGCAAUCUCGCAGACUUGCUGCCUGUUAGACAUCAUGGCGAAAGCAUCCGUACCCGUCGACUUCACCAAACAGUACGACAUCUCGACCCUGAGAGGGAGAACGGCUCUAGUCACCGGAGGCGCAAGUGGAAUCGGCGCUGGGACCGUCAAAGCCCUGGCUGAAGCAGGCGCUUAUGUGGUCAUUGCUGAUAUCAAUCAAGAGGCCGGCGAAAAGUACUCUUCGGAGCUGGACGCCACAGGCUGCAAGACCCUGUUCGUCCAGACUGAUGUGACGAACUGGACUUCACAGGUGGCCGCGUUCAAGAGAGCCCAGGAAUUUUCUCCAAAUAAUGUAGUUGACAUUGUUAUUGGCGGAGCGGGAAUCGCUGGCCCACCAAUGACCCAAGCUGUUUAG